AUGGACGCGGGCUUAAGUUCAUUCCCCGAGUUGCCGCCCAUGGAGCCUCAAGUUGCCUCAGAGGAUUGGCGAUCCUUUCUUGGGAAGAAUUCAGCAAAACGCCAGCCCCAUAUCAACUCAUCUAGGCCAAACAUUGAAGAAACGGCCGAUUUAUCCACAGUACGGUAUUUGAAGCGGGCAAGGGCUCCCUGGACUUCGUUGCGGCCGACUAUCGCCGUCCUUGUGGGAGUGUCCUUGCUAUUCGCUACACUGUGCGGCGGUGGCGGAAGGAUCCGUAGCGGCCGGACGGUGAGGCGACUUGCAGAUGGUGAGAGAGGGGAGGCUCCUAGCUCUGGGAGAAACCCACUCUUCGAUGAAGACCAGUGGAUUGCUCUCUCUGCGGAAGAGCUCGCUGUGCUGUGUUCCCAGCUGGGGGAAUGGGAGCCUUCGUUUGCACCUCAUGGUAGUUCAAGCCCCUCAGUACGUCUGCCGGAGGUGGCUUCAACCUCGAGUGGACGAACGAGUCAGCACAUAUUGCAAACUCAAAGUGGUUCCUUCACCUCACCGGGACCUUCACGCCUCUUAGGUGGACCUUCGAGACUGCCAGCAGCACUCGAUCUCUCAUCGACCCCAGCGCAUUCAAGCUCCCACAAUGGCAAGCAUCCUUUUGUUCGGGCGCCUGCUUUGAUGCAAGGCAUGGAUAUGGAUGACCUACAGGCAACUGUUUCACACCCUUGGUCAGGAAACGAACCCAUAGCCCGUCUUCUUAGGACUGUCCGACGAGUGUUUCUAAAAGAGGUGCUCGACGUUGCAGAUGCAAAGGAAUUGCUAAGCGCAGCAUUAGAAUUGUAUAAAAGAGGAUCUUCGCCUUCGGAAGAUGAAGUUCUUAGUAUCAAGCGCAAGCUGUUUUGCUUGGAAUUCUCCCCCCGGUGCUUCCUUCGAGAAUCCUGGGAGGUAUGGAGACAAGAUGACAGGAACUUCCCGGGUGGGCGGUGA
This is a messenger RNA of Eimeria acervulina, 975 nucleotides long. RefSeq lists its product as hypothetical. Bases 1 to 975 code for a protein of 324 amino acids. The record is from RefSeq and is a predicted model, not a curated record. Lineage: Eukaryota; Apicomplexa; Conoidasida; Eucoccidiorida; Eimeriidae. The transcript has 3 exons.